This is a messenger RNA of Eriocheir sinensis (Chinese mitten crab), 7016 nucleotides long. RefSeq names its product putative neural-cadherin 2. Bases 1118 to 6196 code for a protein of 1692 amino acids. The record is from RefSeq and is a predicted model, not a curated record. The transcript has 31 exons. NCBI's taxonomy places the organism in Eukaryota, Metazoa, Arthropoda, Malacostraca, Decapoda, Varunidae. Gene Ontology annotation, molecular function: cadherin binding; calcium ion binding. Gene Ontology annotation, biological process: homophilic cell-cell adhesion. Gene Ontology annotation, cellular component: catenin complex; plasma membrane.
AGAGAGAGAGAGAGAGAGAGAGAGAGAGAGAAUUAUUGAAGGCACGCUUGAGGAAAGAAGGAAUAGAAACGAAAAUAAGCGUUGUGUGUGUGUGUGUGUGUGUGUGUGUGUGUGUGUGUGUGUGUGUGUGUGUGUGUGUUAUUUCUAUAAACAAUAACUCUGCAAAUUAUUUAUGGAUAAGGAGGAGAGAUAGAGAGAGAACGGGAGAGGAAAGGGAAACUAAAUCGGAUAGAGACGAAAAAAAAAAAGGGAAGAGCAAAGAGAGUCAGGGAAUGCGAUGAGAGACGGGUAGAGAGAGGGAGGAGGGAGAGAUGAGUUUAUGAUUGAUGAGGGAAUAAGAGAUGACGGAGGAGGAAGAGGAGGUAGAGGAGUAAGAGGAGUAAGAGUCACGAGUCGGAGGAGGAGGAGGAGGAUGAGUGUUAUAUAGCUGAGGAAGCUGAAAGGGUGUGAAGGACAAAAGUAGGAGAUGAGAUGAAUAGUCGAGUUACACACAUGCACACACAACACACAUGCACACACAACGCACAUGCACACACAACACACAUGCACACACAACACACAUGCACUCCUGUACUUAGAAUCUAACGUCCUGUACCCUUAACACAACACUUCUCCCUUUUUCCUUAACGUGAGGUACCAACUAAACCCAAGAAAAUAAUAUAUAAUUAGUAGAAUGAAUACGCAAAACAGCUUAAAGCAUCGAUGAAUUACCCAGCAAAAAAAAAAAAAAAAAAAAAAAAUAAGAAAGCUUUUGGCAAUAAUGACUCAAACCUCUAUUCAUCUACGCAACAAAGUAGUUAUAACUGAUUACAACGACGAGAAAUAAGAGGAAAAUAAAAAAGCGCUUCUCUCUACACCGCAUUUUAUAGACUCUGAUGUAAACUAUAUCGCCUACCCCCAACACAGCUUCAUGUAAGACAGAUCAGAACCACCGAGGAAACAUACACUAUACCACUGAAAACCACAACACCAAGACGCUGAUGUGAACGUAACGCCGAUCAAAGCAAAAGAAACGCCUUCACCUGGUCAGAGAAGGUAGCCACGCCCCCUCCCCUCCCCCUUCCCAAGCGCCGUCAGUUGCUCCCUACAGCCGCGCCCUCGUGACGUCUCCCGCACCAUGGACCCCGCCAGGAUACUCCAGAUCAUUACCAACAGCACGUGGAUGGUGACCAAGCUGGUGGGCAGCGACCCGGUGGAGUUCGAGCAGCCGGAGUACGAGGUGACGGUGCCUGAGAACACCCGCCAAGACCACCUGCUGCGGCUGUCCGCCAGGGUGCGGCUGGAAGGCGUGACGGUGCAGUACAGAAUCCGCCAAGGUAACGAAGACGGCCUCUUCCACCUGGAUGCGUCCACGGGCAGCCUUUCCCUCCUGCGGCCCCUCGACUACGAGCUCCAGCAACAGCACGAUCUGGUGGUGGAGGCGGCGGCGGGGGAGACGCGGGGCGAGGCGCGGGUGGUGGUGAAGGUGGACGACCAGAACGACCACGCGCCGGUGUUCCUCAGGACCCUGCACGAGACCCAGAUCACCGAGGAGGACAACAGACACCUGCCCAAGGUUAUCCUGAAGCAGGUGACGGCCGUGGACGGGGACGCGGGUCGGUUCGGGGACCUUUCCUACACCCUCUCCGGGGACGGCAUCUUCAGCAACGGGUCGCGGCCUUGCUUCUCCGUGGACGCCGCCUCGGGCACGCUCCUGCUCCUGAGGCCCCUGGACCGCGACCCUCCCCACGGCCGGCCUCAGUGGCGCCUGCGGGUGACGGCCACGGACGGCCAGCUUGAGGCGCACACCGACGUCCGUGUAAACCUCAAGGACGCCAACGACAACGCGCCCUUCUUCCCCUCCCGCACCACCACCGCCACCGUCUCCGAGGACACGCCGCUAGGGUCGUCGGUGACGCGCGUCGAGGCCACGGACUACGACGACCCUCAGGAGGGAGACAACGCCAAGGUCACGUUCUCGCUGGAGAAGAACGCCAUCGACGAAGCGAGCGGCCGCCCGAUCUUCGCCAUCGACGGCGAGCUCGGCGUCAUCAGCACGGCGCUCUGCUGCUUCGACCGGGAGAAGACGCAGCGCUACGUCAUCCAGGUGGUGGCGACGGACGGCGGCGGCCUCAAGGGCACGGGCACGGUGGUGGUGGACGUGGACGACGUGAAUGACGUGUCUCCGAGGUUCUCGCGGCCCGAGUGGAGGCUGGACGUGCCGGAGAGACUUGACAACGACCACGUGCUGGCCACCCUCACCGUCGUGGACCCUGAUGCAACAAACGUCUUCGCCUACAGGGUGGUGCCGGGCAGCGGGCGGGGCUGGCAGAUGUUCCGCGUGGAGGGCGUGGCGGGGGCGCUGCCCGGCGGGAACCUGAGGUCGGUGGAGCCGCUGGACUAUGAGGAUCCCGAGCACCGGCAGGGCUUUACCUUGAGGGUGCAGGUGACGGACAUGGGUGAGGACGGCUGGGAGCAGAAGGAACACGUGGCGGAGACUUUAGUGAGGCUGAACUUAGUGGACGACAACGACAACGACCCGGUGUUUAGCGAGGACCUCACGAGCCUCUCCCUGCCCGAGGACACACCGCGGGGCGCUCUUCUCGCCACCUUCACUGCCUUCGACUCCGACAACGGUGGAAAGAGUCGCGUGCAGUACCGGGUGGCUCCGUCCAGCGACCCUCGCCGCCAGUUUGCCGUGGACGAGAGCGGGGCGGUGCGUCUGGUGGGGGGUCUGGACCGGGAGGCCGCGGAGACCCACAGUGUGCUGGUGUGGGCGGUGGACGAUGGCACGCCGCCCAGAACCGCCACCGCCACCCUCGCCAUCAACGUGACAGACGUGAACGACAACCCGCCGUUCCUGGCGGAGCCCCGCGAGGUGCAGGUGACGGAGAACAGCGAGGCGCAGCAGGUGGCGCAGGUCAAGCUGAAUGACCCCGACGACUGGCGGCAGGGUCACGGGCCGCCCUUCACCAUCGCCCUGGACCCCCGCGCGCCGCCCCACGUCACCGACAGCGUCAGGGUCACGCUGGACACGAGAGGGGAUGACGGGCGUGGCGUGGGCGUGGUGUGGACGCGGGCGGCGCUGGACCGAGAGGAGCGUCCCGCCCUGCUGGUGCCGCUGGUGGUGGGCGACGCCGGCUGGCCGCCCCUCACCGCCACCGUCACCCUCACCCUCCACGUGGCCGACCUCAACGACAACCCCAUGGCGCCCGCCAACAAGACCGUCACCGUACACACGCUGCAGCGUCAGGGCGCGGCGGUGCCCCUGGGGCGUGUGUACGUGCAGGACCCCGACGAUUGGGACACCGCAGCCAAGACGUACGCCUGGCGGGACCCUCAGGCGGGCUUCUUCCUCGACACCUCCAGCGGCCACCUCACCAUGGCGCCCUCAACACCUGCCGGCCGUUAUAUCCUCAAAUUCGUAGUGAGCGACAGCGACCACGGACAGAGGGACGUGAAGGCGGACGUGACGGUGCAGGUGACACAUCUAAGCCCUCACGAGAUGAGGCACACCGCGCCGCUCACGCUGGCCGCCUCCAGCUGGAGCGUGGUGGGGCCAGGCGUUGAGGGCGGGGCAUCGCUGUUGAGUCGCCUCGUGAACAUGGCCAUGACGUGGGCGGGCGGGGGCGGCGCAGCGGUGCAGGUGUUGUCGGUGCAACCGCUUGAGGGAAGGACGCCGGCCACUCGCGUCUGGUUAACAGCGGCUGGAAUUGCUAACUUUGACCACCUUUUGCUGUACCACAAGAACGAGAUAAGCACAGCGCUGGGCGUCCGCGUCCUGGACGUGGGCGUGGUCACGUGCCGUGAAGGCGCCAUCACCGCGCGGGAAGCCAUGGCAGAAGAGAGGUGUGUGGGCGGCUGCUGGGUGGGCCUCGCCGACGACUUCAUUGUGGUGGACGCCAAUGACUCGGCGGUGGUGAGCCCGCGGGUAGUAACACGGGGCUUCUGUGGUUGCCCCGCCGCCGUCAUCAGAACAACCACAUUUCAGGACCGUCCAUGUACCCCUGACACCUGUCUCAACGGCGGCAGGUGCCUUAGUACCUUCUCGGGUACUCGGUGCAUCUGUCCUCAUGGCACAUGGGGCUCUCGUUGCAAAACGCUCGCAAGACACUUCGAGGGAGGCGGGGGUAAGCAGGAGGGCGACGCCGGGGACACCGCAGAGGGAGCGUGGGCGUGGGUGCCGCCAAUCCCGCCGUGCGCCGAGGUGCACGUGAGCCUGGAGCUGCUGAGCACAGCGGGGGAAGCCGCGCUGCUCUACUCCGGGCCAGAGCAGCACAGCACCGAGCGGGGGCCGGGGAGGGGCCGCCGCGACAUUCUCCUGCUGCUGCUGGAGCUGCGUCAGGGGCGGCCGGUGCUGCAGCUGGACCAGGGCGGCGGGCCCGUCACCCUCGCCCUCAACUCCUCCUUGGCCGACAACACGUGGCACAGGAUAGACCUCCACUGGAAGGACGAGCUGGUGGAGAUGGUCGUGGACCUGUGUCUGGGUGGCCACUGGGACGAGCCGCCGCCCACGCCUUCUCCGGCUGCCCACAACACCUCGUCCACUCCCGUCCUGCCUGAAACACACGCCUGCAGGGCCGUUACGGAGCUGCCAAAGGGCGACCGUGUGCUCAAGACCGGCGGAGUGCUGCAGGUGGGCGGGCUGGUGCACUAUCUGCCCGAUCUCACGCAGGGCGGAGCCACGAUGCAGCCACGACCGCCACAUUUUCGAGGCUGCGUCAGGAACCUCAGAGUCAACGGCGAGCUGGUGGACCUGGGCACUGGCGUCCUCAGCAGGGCCAGCUCGCCGGGGUGUCCUGCCGCAGACUGCCUCGCCCAACGCCUCCACUGCGGCGUCCACGGCAGGUGUCGGGGGUCGCCGGGGUCGCUGCGGUGUGAGUGCCAGCCGGGGUGGGGUGGGCCGGGUUGUGCCUCGCCCACAAUGCCCACCACCUUUCUCCCCAACAGCUACGUCAAGCUGGCCCUCUCCUUCUCGCCGCUGGCCUACACCACCUCCAUCAGCCUCAGGUUCCGCACACUGAGGAGGACAGGCGAGCUGGUGGUGCUGUCAUCCCAGCACGGGCGGGACAGCUGGUCUGUGCAGCUGACGGACGGCCGCCUGUGCGCUGUGCUUCACCUCCACCCUCGCUCUCCGGCCUCGCUCUGCCUGUCACGGGCCGCCCUCACCGAUGGCCGCUGGCACGCCCUCGCCGCCACCAGGUACGGCUCGGCGACCAUCCUGACAGCAGACGACGGGGACGGCGACCUGUACAACGCCUCGCUGCUGCUGCUGGAGGGGCGGCAGCUGCUGGAGGUGGACAAGCAGGAGGGCGUCCGGGUGGGCGGGGCUCCACACUUCCAGGACGCGGGAGUCCUCAAGAUCCACAGCGAUUACUUUGACGGCUGCAUCGACGACCUGCGCAUCGCGGGCCGCAGCGCGCCGCUGCCGCCGGCGGUUAACAGCACGCCCUGGGGCCAGGCCAGCACCUUCAGGGGCGUGGAGCGAGGCUGCGGCGCCCCGUCUUCCUGCGCCAACGUGUCUUGCACACCGCCGCUCUCCUGCGUCGACACCUGGAGGUCCUACCACUGCGGGUGUGGCGAAGGCCGCGUGCUGGGCCGGAGCCGCGCGACGUGUGAGGACGAGGACGAGUGUGCGUGGCGGCCGUGCCUCAGCGGCGGCUCCUGCUUCAACACCCAGCCAGGGUACGUGUGCUCGUGCCCGGCGGGGUUCAGCGGCCAGCACUGUCAGCUGCCUGACGUGGGUAACACCUCCCUCAAGCUUCCUGUCGGCGUCCUCAUCACCAUCGUCGUGUGGUGCAUCUUCCUCGUGUUGUUGGUGUGCGCCUUUCUGCUUCACCAACACCACCGACGCGCUGCGCUUCGCAGAGGCUCGUCGGAUGGAAAAGACACUGCCGUGGACUGUAAGGGUCAAGUAUCGCCACCGUGCAGUCACACACCUAAUCUACUGGAGCUGCAGCUGCGGAAGCCGCCCAGAGCCAACGGCCAUCCAGCGUGGACCAGGAACCCCAACAUUGCCGAAGUGGAUGUGUUGCAAGUGGAGCCGAUAAAUUCAGUGAGCGGAGUGGUGGGACGGCGUGAGGGCAUGAGAGGCUUUUCCUGCAGUCCUCCUCCAAUGAGGGGCGGCUGCAGGGACCACCGGUACAACGGUGAAAACUGCUCCCCUCUUUUCUACCGUCAUGAUGUGGAGUCCCUACGGAGAUCAUCCCUGUCUUGAGGGCCCCACAGGGAAGCCUGAUUGAAGGGCGGUGCUGGGUGGCCCGAGGAUCAAGGAGGUUCACAACACUGACCUAACUGGCACCAUAAGACGCCUUCAAAUAUAACAUUUAUCACACGGCCGGCAACACAGUCUGCUGAAACACUUUCAUCUCAUGAGAAUCAGCCUUUCUACACGUGGCCUGUUGAGGCUCCAGCGGGUACAUGACGCAGAAGUCCUCUAAAUCUCUUUGAUGUCGAGCAAAGAAAUACAACACUGCCCGCCGUGAAGAACAUCGGCACGCCAAACUAUAAUGCAAACAGUACACCAUAAUUCCAGUGGGCUACUUUCCAGUACUAUGAUAUAUAGAGGACUGUUCAUUCACAAUAUCCCUGCGGCCCUACAAGCUGAGUGUGGCCGGCGUGGUGUGGCUUGCCAGGAUGCAGGUGUAUGGCACAAAAGGCUCUUGUGAGACAACGGAAGGAGAUAAACUGCCGUGGAAAGAAGAUCGGUUACGAGGUGGAUAGAUACGUCUGAGUCUGCCGCAGGGUUGCCUUGCGAGGCCCCGACCUCGUUGUGCUUGGCGGGCGCCACCAUUCAUGGACAGUCUGCCAGGUGUUACUCGCCCACCAAGAAAUGCCUGACUACGAGGAAAAAAUAAACGUUUUCGCCCCAACAUUCCAGCACGCACAGAUAAUGUUCAAAAAGUAAGAUUAUGUUACACGAGUCAGCAUUCUGACAUUAGACUAAAGAAAAUUGCCAGAAGUCUUCCACCACAUGACCAAAGCAAGACCGUCCACUUAUUUAGUGUGUGUGGCACUUUGCUAAUAAAAAAUAUUAC